ACUUCUGGGGAAAGAGCAGCAAGUCCUGGCUGUUCCUGAUCCUGCUCUUCAUUGCAAGUUUUGGCUUCUACAGCAAUGUUUUCAACUGGAUUCCCAGAUGGAGGCAGAGAGAAGUGUCUCAAAGCUGUGAGGCCCACCACCUGCAGGGCCAGCGGGAGAGCCCGCCACUGAGCGAAGGGGACUGCUACCCAGACACCUGCAGAGUGCCCAGAGUGCCCAGGAUGCUCUACCCCAAGGCCCAUGUCCUCCAGCCCACGAGGGUGGACGUGCUCCUCAUGACUCCCUGGUUUGCUCCCAUCAUCUGGGACGGGACCUAUGACUCUGCCAUCCUGGACGCACAAUUCAAAAACACCACCAUCGGGGUGGUGGUGUUUGCUAUCAAAAAAUAUGUGGUCUUCCUGAAGCUGUUCCUGGAGACGGCAGAGAAGUACUUCAUGGUGGGUCACAGGGUCAUCUACUACAUCUUAACCGACCGGCCGGCGGACGUGCCCCAGAUCCCCCUCCAGGAAGGAAGGCGAGUGGUGAUCCUCAAGGUCCGAAACUACACGCGCUGGCAGGACGUGAGCUUGCACCGCAUGGAGAUGAUCAGCAACUUCUCCCAGCAGCGCUUCCUCCAUGAGGUCGAUUACCUUGUGUCCGCGGACGUCGACAUGAAGUUCAGCGACCACGUGGGUGUGGAGAUCCUGUCGUCUCUCUUUGGCACCCUCCAUCCCGGUUUCUAUGCCAGCGAUCGCCAGCGUUUCACCUAUGAACGCCGCCCAUUGUCUCAGGCCUACAUUCCGGAAGAUGAGGGUGAUUUUUACUAUGCAGGAGGCUUUUUUGGGGGGUCAGUGGCAGAGGUUUACCGGCUCACCAUGGCCUGUCACCAGGCAAUGGUGGUCGACAAGGCCAAUGGCAUCGAGGCCGUGUGGCACGACGAGAGCCACCUGAACAAGUACCUGCUCUACCACAAGCCCACCAAGGUGCUGUCCCCAGAGUACGUGUGGGAUGAGCGGAUGCUGCGGAAACCGCCUUACCUUAGGAGACUGCGAUACGUGGCUGUCCCCAAGAAUCAUGCACAAAUUCGGAGCAGAUGAGACCAGACUUUCCAGGAGA
Equus caballus (horse) is the source of this 1095-nucleotide messenger RNA. NCBI's taxonomy places the organism in Eukaryota, Metazoa, Chordata, Mammalia, Perissodactyla, Equidae. The record is from RefSeq and is a predicted model, not a curated record.